GAGUUUUUUUCUGUACAAAUACUGUGUUCAUCUCAAAGAAUCCCUCGAAGAUUCUGAAUUUGGCUGAUAAAACGGAAUAUAAUUAGGAGGAGAGGAAGUGGGAAUGAGUGCUCAGGAAGUGUGUAUAAAAUUUCUCACGGGAAUUGAACGCAUUAUCAGUGAAAAGUGUGAAAAUCUUCACAAAUCGGUAUUCAAUGCUGCUCUUGAGAGUAUCAAAAACAGUCAAGCUUCAGAUUGCGAUGAGAACUUAUACAGGAUUUCCGCCCUGAGGACUUUCGCGUGGGAAAUGCUGCACAUUGGACACUGGAAAGAUGUUGACAUAAAGCAGAGGAUCGUAUAUUCAUUGGCGACUUUCCUGGAAGUUUGUCUGUUGCUGCAGAAGGGAAAUCUCAUUGAGUGCCUCAAGGAAUUGGAUGCUGGCAUUCUUCUAGGAGCGCCACUGAUGAGUGAAGAUGGUCAGGAUAUCUUGAGGAAGAGCGCCAGCUUGAUUUCCGAGGAAAUUUCUCGGCGAGAGGAAGUUGGCGUGAUUCUGAUGAGUCUGGAAAUCGAGAUGACACGCAAGCAUGAAGUCUCAGUGGGAAGUGAAGUGGAUGUCCUGGAUUUGCCGUCGAUGCAGGAGUUCAGAGAGAGAUUCUAUGCGACAGGAAAGACGGCAAUUCUGCAGAAUUGCAUCGAUCAUUGGCCAGCAAAGGAGAAAUGGACUGAUCUGGGAUACUUCAUCCGACACUUUGGCCACAGGACCGUGCCAAUUGAGAUCGGGAGCAAGUACACAGAGUCCAACUGGGGUCAGAAGCUCGUGCCUUUGAAGGACUUCAUAGAGAGGCAGUUCAUAGGCAAACACGAGGACACGGUGAUUGAGUAUCUGGCACAGCACGACCUUCUGGAUCAGAUACCUGAACUCAAGGAGGACAUCAGGAUCCCUGACUACUGCCACAUUGGUUCCCCGGAGACCGAAGUGGAGGUGAAGAUGUGGUUUGGUCCGUGCGGCACAGUUUCUCCGCUGCACUUCGACAAGAAACACAAUUUGCUGGCUCAAGUUGUGGGAAGAAAGAGAAUCCUGCUCGCCCAUCCUCAAGACUCCGACGCUGUUUAUCCUUACAGCGGUGAAAUGCUGUCCAAUACAUCUCAAGUUGAUCUCGAGAGUAUUGACGAAGCGCGUUUUCCGCGAACCAAGCAAAUCUCCUUCUGCGAAGUCUUCCUAAAGUCGGGUGAAGUUCUCUACAUUCCACCUGGUUGGUGGCAUCAUGUGAGAGCGAUAAGCAACAGUAUUUCGAUUUCCUUCUGGUGGGAGGACAAGAGCGCCAAGGAUUAGGGGGUUGUUUACAAGGAAUGGAGAUAAGUUCAAUAAAAAUAUUACAGAUCAAGUAACUCGUAAUCUCUUUUGAAUUGUACGUCUCAUAGCAAGUAAUACAGCGAGCUUUCUUUCCGCUUGCAAUGCUCUAUCUCAAGGGAGAGAUAUUAUGGUGGGAAGUGGUGUACAACUCUGCGGAAUAUGAUAUG
Messenger RNA from Phlebotomus argentipes, 1500 nucleotides. RefSeq names its product bifunctional peptidase and arginyl-hydroxylase JMJD5 (gene JMJD5). The transcript has a single exon. Bases 104 to 1312 code for a protein of 402 amino acids. NCBI's taxonomy places the organism in Eukaryota, Metazoa, Arthropoda, Insecta, Diptera, Psychodidae. Gene Ontology annotation, cellular component: nucleus. Gene Ontology annotation, molecular function: histone H3K36 demethylase activity. The record is from RefSeq and is a predicted model, not a curated record.